Molecule: messenger RNA, 7705 nt
Organism: Drosophila elegans
Lineage: Eukaryota; Metazoa; Arthropoda; Insecta; Diptera; Drosophilidae
Product: probable Rho GTPase-activating protein CG5521
Exons: 8
Coding region: 468-6374 (1968 amino acids)
Biological process (GO): positive regulation of GTPase activity; regulation of small GTPase mediated signal transduction
Cellular component (GO): cytoplasm; nucleus
Molecular function (GO): GTPase activator activity
Source: RefSeq, a predicted model, not a curated record
AAGCUGGUAAAAUGGGCUGUAAAUCGCUCGCCGUUGGAUUACAAGUGCAGAAUCGCGUCGCCGAGUGUGCCCGUGAAUAAUUUGCAAUGGAAUAAAGUCGCGAAAUUGUAAAAUUUUAGCAGCGAAAAGCCAGAGAACCCAGGCAAAGGCAAAGGCAAACGCGAAGGCGAAGGCGAGGGCGAAGGCAACCAACGUCAGCGGGCGAGAGCGGGCGUUGCUAAAUAAUUUCUCCGGGGCGCUCCGCUGGACAAAAAGUGAUUUUCGUUGGCGUGCGCGUAUAAAUAAAUAGCUGAAAAAGGCAGAGAAAAUAUCAGGCACAGAUAUCAGCCAGAGAAAAUAAAAUCGGAGAAAAAUCAGCGAAUAGAAAGCGUAUACCGCCUGCAAUUGUGCCUGCGUGAGUGUAAGUGUGUGUGUGUGUGUGUGAGUGAUGUGUGUUUGUGUUCGCAGCAAAAAACAUAAGGUGCAAAAUGUUUACCAAAAAAUCGCAUGCCGACGUGAAAAAAUCCACGGCCAAGUUGCAGGACUGCAAAAAGGAUUCCGCCUCACGAUUGCGACACCUACGCAUGAUAUUGGAUAAUGUGGAGCUAGAAGAGUCGAAAUCAUUGUUCGAGACCAACUACAGCCAUGUGUAUUUUAUACUGUACGACACCUUUAUUCAAGCCGAGGCUAAUUUAAAACAAAAAGAACUUCCGUUUCACAUUGUUCACAAGGCGCAUCGCGAGGAGUUGGACGGUUCACUAUGGCUGCUGGACAAGAUUCUGUGCCUACUGCCGGAGUUGUUGGCUCGCCGGUGGCAAUGUCACUCCCUGAGUCGCAUCAUGGCCAAGCUGCUGCACCUGGGCAACUCCCCCAAGCUGAGACGAGAAGGCGUCAGAUAUUUCCUGCUUUGGUACCAGACGCUGGGCGAGAAUGCCCCAGGCUAUGUGCAUGCCAUGUACGCGGACCUCAUCCCUGGCCUCAUUGUGCCUCAGAAGGGUGUCGUUGGUCCGGAUACGGAAUUCAGUGCCUCGGACUUUCUCACGCAUCCAAACAUGAAGGCCGAUGGUGGCAUGGCCUCCGUUUUCCACGACAACGCAUUCUCGCAUCCCGUGCAGAGUUCGGAGGUAGUGGCCCUGCUGCCACCGUCAUCCAGCGAGAAGUCAGCGCCACCGGAUCCCCGCGAUGGUCUCGAGGUUCUUCUAAACAGCAUGGUGCAAACGGCUGCCUGUUUGCGAUGGCGGGAUAAUCGCGCCCAAAAGGAUCACCGGGCGUUUGCCUUCCUGCUGCAGCGCUUCAUGGACGUCUUUCUGCCCGUCUUCUCGCCCAGCUUCGAUGUGAGCUGCUCCAUCUACAAUCCGCGCCUGGAUCUGCCCGUCAUGCGAUCGAUUAACAAGAAGGAGGAGGUGAUGGCCUCGUGCGUGGUGGUCCUGAUCAACUGGGUGUCGCGGUUCACGCACGAGCGUUUGUUGAGCCAUCGCUUGGACUGUACGCUGCACAUCGAGGACGUGGACCAUGUGCGUCUGCAGGGCUACCAGCAGGGUCUUAUCGUGCGGGAUGUGUUCUAUGUCAGUCGCGAAAACAUCAACUUUGUCCACGAGGUAUAUCGCCAGGCCUUUCUGCUGAACUUUACAUCCAAGCCGCAGAUAGAAGCAAUUCGCACGGCCAUCGCUGUGUACCGGGAUUGGAUGACGGGAGAGACGCCUCCACCUUUUCUGCUGGAACCAAAUGACGAUCCGCCGCCUGUCUCGACAGCGGGUGGAACACCCCGGAGUCAGCGGCUGCGCACGCCCUCAUACGUUGGUGCCAUCGCCGGCUCCAAGGAUCAACUGGCCGUGAGGGCUGGCAGGCAAAAUGUACUGCAGGUGUUUGUUACCAAUGCGGCCAACGUGUUCCUGGUGAACACGGCCAACCUGAACAUCUGCUUCCCCACCCGUUCGCGAACUUAUCGCUCCACGCCGCUGGAGGAGCAGACGGAGAUCUGCAAAAAGGUUCUGAAUGUGUACCGCACCAUGGUGAUGAACACGGAGAUGGACUCGCGCACCUGGGAGCAACUGCUGGUGGUGCUGCUGCAGGUCACCUCAGUUGUGUUGCAUCAAAAUCACCAUUCAAUGCCGAGCGGUGCCUCGAAGAGUGCCACCUUGGGUGGAAUCCUGGGGUCGGCUAUAUUCCAGACCCUUAUUGUCACUUGGAUACGAGCACACACGAAAGUGCCCGUGAAUGUGCAGCUGUGGGAGAAGUUCCUAAAUGUCCUGCAGUCCCUAACGCACCGCGAGGAGCUCAUCGUGGAGUGGAACAAGACGAUUCAAACACUGACGCGUGUCUUUUCGCGUUACACCUAUGGCAUAAGCUUGCUCGAUCUGCCCCUGGAUCGAGUGGCGGAGAGUCGGGCGGAGAAGCGUCGUCGCAUUGGCAGCGUCUGGCAGGGAUCGGGAUCGGGCAGCACGGCCAAUGGAGGCAAUGCUGCAUCUGCAGCCAUUAGCCAAAGCAGACAGCGCGAAUCUCUGGCCGAAUCGAGUAGCAGCCGCUCGGAGGAGACCUCGUCGCAGGUGCAACUUCCCAACCAUCCAAGGCCCCACCACCAGCACACACAAUCGCAAGGAGGCACUGGCCAGGGAUCGCGACCAGUGCCGCUGACGCCCAUGCUGAGUAGGAGCUACAGCGAAGGAAGCUUGGCCUCGGCGGCCAGAAGCUCGAGGAUACGACGCCGCCGGGCGGCCACUCCCAAACCCAAGGCGCUGCAACAGCCGCAGCUGGGCGAGAAUCGUUGCAAUCCACAGGACCUGAGGCGAGCCAUGUCCCUCGAUUCGCUGGCGAGGAAGGGUGAGGCGGAGGAGACGGACAGCUACCAGGAGGGUGACAACGAGAGCGGAGCAGGUUCCAGGAGUCCUUCACCCACCGCCAGCAGUGGCAUCGAAGGUGGAUCCAUCAAGGAUGCCCAACUGCAGAUCGAUGCCAGCUUGGAUGAUGCAAAUUCUGGCAGCUACGGGAGUGGCAGCAACUCGGGCAGCGUAUCCGGACGACGGUGCAUCAUCCUAGGAGGCUCCGCGGAGGGUUGGCAUCCCGACUCCACCUCCAUUAUGUGGAAGCGCAUGCUGGGUGCUUUGGGCGAUGUUAACCGCAUCCCCAAAGCGGAUCUGCACGCCCAGGUCUUCAUGCAUCUGCUGGAGAUGACGCAAAACCUGAUUAAGAUCAAGCAGAACCAAGGCAUAUCCACGGAUAAUCAGAGCACUCCCCCACUGCCGACUUUGGUGCCACCGAUUGGAAUUGUGGCGCCCUGGUGCUAUGGCUCUCUCUCGUUGGAUCGUUCCUUCAAGAAGGGCAAACUCUGGGCCCUGCAAUUGCUCUGCUCGCUUGCGAUUCAGGGAGCUGUCGGCAUGCAGCAGUUGGCCUUGUUUUAUCAUGCUCUGCAUCAGCUGCUGACCGGCGAGGAUCGUGAUUUGAUUUAUGCAAUUCUAAAGCACUUGGAGGGACCCAGGUUGCUGAGUUUGCUUCUGCCGGGACACACUUUGCUGCUGCUGGAUUUGGUGCAUGCCAGUGCUAUAUUGCUGACUUCCCUGGAGGUUUCGAGGAGCACACCAAGGGCCGAGGUGGCCGCUCUCCUCGGCUCCCUGCUCUGCUAUCCAUCCUCGCUGCUGCCACGCCCCGUUCUGCAGCCCUCGCCACAAAAGUUCGAGCUCAUGGAGUGCCCGGAUCUGCAGGAUCACAUACUGAACAUUGUGCUGAGAUGCGCCAGGCGGGAGCCUUCGGCCAAGGCGCGAUGCAUUGCCCUUUCCCAACUGGGCCAGUGGCUGCUCAUGCGCCUUUCGCAACCAUUGUCGGUUUCCUCGACUUCCGGCCGGAGCAACCUCUUUCAGCAGGCGGUGCCGCAUCACAAGGACGUCCAUCCCAAGGAGACGCAGGUCUACAAUCCGCGCAUCAAGGAGGUGCUCCAGGUGUUGCUCCAGGCGCUGCAGUUCAAACAUCACACCAUCGCCAUGGUGGCUGUGGAUUCGUUAAAACUGUGUGCCGAGCGUGGACGCCAACUGGCAGCGAUUGAAAGGGUUCCGCAGCUCAUCAUAAUAGCCAUCUGCAAGGCCUUGGAAAUUCAGAAUGUGUCCAAGCCCAGGGAUUCGGACAAGGUGGUGCUCACUUCGCUGAUGUUGUGCCUGGGUGAAUUCUGCAUGUCCAUUCCUGCCCCCAUAAUGCUGGCACCCUUCAACGAACAAGGUGAUACGCUGGUGCUCCAAGUGCUGAGGGUGCUCCUUCAAGUUGCCUCUGGAGCUCCGCGUCAUGAGAGGGUGAAACUGACGGCCGACGAUGAUUUCGAUAUGCACAUUCCACACGACGAUCUUCAAGGCGAUGGACGGCUUCCGGAAGCAACCUACCAGACGUCCGAGACCAUCCAAAAGUGCAUCACAGCCAUCAAGUUGUGUGCCAAGGCGGUGUCCAUGCAUCUGGUCACCCACAUCGGUCACUUUCCCAUGGGAAUUGGGGCAUCUCGCCUGAGUUCCAUGGUGGAGGAGCAGGAUGAUAUCGGUAGUGCUGCCUACGGAGGUCAGGUGGAGACGAGACGCGACUCUGUGGAACUUCCUUCUGUGGUGAAUGCCCAGAAUAUGCAGCUCUUCAUGCUCAACUCCGGUCUGGUGGCCAGUUUCAUAGAGCUGCCCACGCUGAAACUUCCUGGUGGAGGAAUCACAGCCGGCCUGGUGACAGCGGAGAAGCAAGUUAGGGUCCUAAUGCGGGAUCUCAACGGCAAGGCCUGCUGGGAUGCCUCCAUCUUGUAUUCGGAACCGCGGAAGGCGGAGGAGGCCACUCCAAAAACCACACCAAAGAUACAUCACAACCAGCCGCUGGAUUCCAUGGUGUGCUCCAUGGUGGCACACGAGUUGCAGGCACCGCGUCACACCUUGCGACACCGUCCGGCUGGUGUGCUGCCACUGGCCAAGGACAUGGCCCCGGAUCUGGAUCAGCUGGACGAUAUGCUGGCCUACAUAGGGCAUACCAGCCCAGAGUGCGUUGCACCCACUGUGAGCCAGCUGAAUGCUCCGAGCAGCAGUCCUCUGAGCGGCAAUCAGGAGGCGCAGGCCAUUUCGGUGAUACUUAAUCAACGCCUGCUCGAGCAGGAGUUCGUGACUCACUCGGCGCAGGCUCCUUCGCCGGCGUUGCGACAUGCCAGCUCCAGUUCCUCGCUGCAGCAACAGGAUCAGAGGUCACUCCAUUCCGCCACAGCAUCCUUUGAUUCGCUGCCCACCCGCACCGAGAUGCCGUUCCAGUAUUGCCGGCUGCUCUUCUCGCAUUUGGGACUAGCCGGCUGGGAGCGACGGUCCAGGACGCAUUUGCUUCAGAGGAGCGAGAAACUCAUGAGGGAGCUUCGAAACGUAGACCUGCAGAAAUGCCGGGAAACCCACAAGAUGGCCGUGAUUUAUGUGGCCGCCGGGCAGGAAGACAAGGGCAGCAUUCUAAGGAAUACGAGCGGCAGCAGUACCUACGAGAUGUUCGUGUCCGCCUUGGGCUGGGAGAUCGAUCUGGAGACGCACAACGGCUUCCUGGGCGGACUACCCCGUCAAGGAUGCGGAGCCACAGCUCCCUAUUAUGCUACGCCCUUCCUGGAGGUGGUCUACCAUGUGGCCACCAGAAUGCCGUCGGACUCCUCGGAGGCCAUGCUGCUAAAGACGCGCCAUCUGGGCAACGACGAGGUGCACAUCGUGUGGAGCGAACACCAUCGCGAUUACAGACGCGACAUUUUGCCCACCGAGUUUUGCGAUGUUCUGAUCGUGGUUUACCCCCUGCGAAAUGGCCUGUUCCGGGUGACUGUCAACCGGAAGCCGGAGGUUCCGUGGUUCGGACCGCUGGCCAACGAGAGCGUGGUGAGUGGUGCCUGCCUGGCCACCCUGAUCCGGGCCACCGCCAUCAAUGCCAGUCGAACGAAAAGAGCCGCCCUGCCGCUCUACCAACAGUUCUACGAGGAGCGCAAUCGGUCGCUGGAUAGCGUAUCAUCACGGUACAAGGAAAGCACAACCUUCGAGGACUUCGCCAGCCGCAUCUACAAUCCAAUGCCGCUGUCCACGCUCAGCACUCUUCGGGAAUCGAAUGCCAGCAGUUCGGCAGCGCCUCUAGCCUCAGCUUUGCUCGAUCACAAUCGCGCCUCCGUCAAAGGUUGGGUACAAGCCUCCAUCGACUCAGGCCCCGUAAUGGGAAUUGUGCCGUCGGCCUCCGCUGGAUCCACGGCAGCCAUGGAGGCGGCCGCUGGAAUGACCUCCGCCUCGCCGCGUGGCCCCCGAAAACUGGGUGCUCCAUUCAAGAGCGUGACCAAGAAGCACUCCCUGCAGCAAAUCGUCGUUGGAGGCGGCGGAGGAGCAGGAGGAGGAGAUACGCCGCCCGAGAGUCCGACAUUGCCACAGCGCCGCUUCAAAUAAUACUUGUCCCUUUCAUCCAAUUCCCGGCACUAUCUGCACCCAUUCCCUCCCCCACCAAUCGGGCCGAGUUGCAAGCCAGGCCCGAAUUUAUGCAGAGAGUUCUAAUGCAAACGAAAAGUAUUGCGAACACGUUUCCUCCUAUAUAAGAUAUUGUAAUUUAUUUCGGUUUCCAGCUUAGUCCAACUAACCCGUUAAUUUGCUACUACGCCUAAGCGAACGCUACUCUCUAAUCCUUUCCAAUUCCAAGAUAACACUGUGUUGUAAUGCUUUGCGAAUUUUACUUAGUUACAAUGAAUUUUUACGUAUUUAUUGAUGAAAGCGCUCGCUUGCGAGGCGGCUAUAUUUUGCGUCCACUCAAACUCAUUAAUUUGAAAUUAUGUUAUCUAUGCACUCAACUAUGUUAAUGAAUUCAAUGUAAUGUAAGUUUAUUUAGUUAAUGAGCUUUAAGCAUUCGAGUGAAAAAUUAUUUUCAAAUAGCUGAACAAUUGCUUUUUUCGCAUUUACUCAGUUUUGAUAACUGUGCUGCGCUUUUAUCUGUUAUUCAAUAUUAUUUUUAUUAUUUCUAUAUAUUUAUGUCAAAUUUUACGCUUGGCAACGAGAUGCAAAUUCAAAGAAUUCGAAAAUCGUUUUAAGCGUCACGCACAAAAUGCAAGAAUAAUCAAAAUUCGAACAUAGAAACUCUGCCCAUUUAAAGCAAACGUCAACUACUAGUAUUAUGUAAUCGAGCUAUAUGUAUAGGUAGCCUAGUUUUAAGUGUUCUCCACUUUUCAAUCCCCUAUCAACUGUCGAUGGCAAUCGUCACUUGGAGUGUGAGUCUUAGAAAGGAAAACAAAACAUCAAAGUAACUAAAAUUGUUCAAACAAUCGCCUUUUUUUUGUGUGUAGAAAUGAAAUUGUUACAAGAUGAUUUAUUAACCAGUAUAGGGACGUUCUUCAUUUGUAUUUCACUGCGAAUUGUUUCAUCGAAUUGAUCAAAUUGAUAGAUUUAUAUUUAUAUAUAUUUACACCAAGAUAUGUUAAUUUUGUAUUUAUGUAAAACGGGCAACUAAAAGUUAAUUGCAAUGCCUUUUUGUUGCACAAAUGUUUUAUGAAAUCUGUAGUCUAAUUAACACAAUUAACCUUAAGCGAGUAAACAUUUUUGUAUAAAAAAAAGAAAACAAAACAAAUAAACCGAAAAGCAAAUUAAAGCUAUGUGAAAUUUGUAACUAACACCAAGUAACGGAAUAUAUACAACGUACAUUUACAUCUAAGAUCUAAUAUGUAUAUUAAUUUACUAAUUUAUUUGAGAAACAAUCGAGUAUUUUUCGUAUAAUAAAUAUCGUGAAUUUCAAA